This is a messenger RNA of Anoplophora glabripennis (Asian longhorned beetle), 3368 nucleotides long. RefSeq names its product serine/threonine-protein kinase D3 (gene PKD). The record is from RefSeq and is a predicted model, not a curated record. Gene Ontology annotation, biological process: protein phosphorylation. The coding region runs from base 170 to 2521 and encodes 783 amino acids. Gene Ontology annotation, molecular function: protein serine/threonine kinase activity; ATP binding. The transcript has 16 exons. NCBI's taxonomy places the organism in Eukaryota, Metazoa, Arthropoda, Insecta, Coleoptera, Cerambycidae.
AGUUUGUACGGCAUUUGUCAAUAUGUCAAGUUUAUACGUCGUUUGAGUGGUUUUUAUGUUUUUAAAUGAAUUUAUUAUAUAUAUUUGGAUAUUCGUAAUUAAAAAUACAUUCAAAGAUAAAUGAUCUGUAAAACUCUGGAUUUUUAGAUUAUUGUUUAAUACUCUAAAAAUGGAGGAACAGGGACCCGAGGUAACAUUUCUAUUUCAAUUCGGGUUAAUAAGGGAUGCAGUUACAGUACCCCAGUCCUCUUUGAAUCUCAAAACUAUUAAGAACCUCGCAUGUGAUUUCCUCAAUUCUAAGAUCCCAGAUCAUGGCGUAAAUAAGUUAGAAGAUCGUUUAUUACUAUUUCGACAUGCAUAUAAUUCAACCAAUAUUCUUCAGUUGAUUAAUUCCGCGUCAGACAUAAGUGAUGAAACUUUAAUUGAAAUUGUUUUAACUGGUAGAGAGUUACCUCUUUCAUCGGUUGCAGAUGUUACCGUGGUACGCCCACACGCUCUUUCUGUUCAUUCAUACAAAAGUCCAACAUUUUGCGAUUUUUGCGGUGAGAUGCUAUUUGGAUUAGUAAGACAAGGACUCAAAUGUGAUGNUUCUACCAAUCUUCAGGUUCCACGUAGUCCGUCUUGUGGCUCGAAUACCUCUCUUAUUUCUGCAAAUUCCGCACAAACUGAGGACAGUGGCUUGGGAAAUAACAAAUCUCCUUCACUGGGUGGUCGGCCUGUAUGGGUUGAAAAAGAACUAUCUAGUAGAGUCCGUAUACCUCACACUUUUGUUUUACAUUCAUAUACAAGGCCAACGGUAUGCCAAUACUGCAAAAAGCUCUUAAAGGGAUUAUUUAAACAGGGUCACCAAUGUAAAGAUUGUAAUUAUAAUGCUCAUAAAAAAUGCAUUGACAAAGUACCCAAGGACUGCACUGGCGAGCUUCCAAAAGAUGCUUCAGGUAAUUUCGAAUAUGCAGAUAGCUCGGCUAGCAACGACAGUCACAACUAUUUACUGUUAGAAGAUGAUCAGGAGAUUAUAAAAGAUACAGAUACCUACACAGCAGAAAAUGGUGCCAACAAAUUCAUAGAAGUUAUUCCUGUUCAUGAUAAUGACAACGAUUUAGCUCCAUCCACUAUAAGUUGUAGUACAUCUUCCUCUCCAAGUGCCAAUAUUCCUUUACAACGAAUAGUGCAGUCUGUGAAACACACGAAACGAAGAGGUUCGAAAGUUAUAAAAGAGGGAUGGUUGGUACACUUCACUAAUAAAGAUAUGAUGGUUCGGAGACAUUUUUGGAGAUUAGACACUAAAUCUAUCACGUUAUUCCAAACUGAGCAGAGUUCUAAGUAUUUUAAGGAAAUCCCAUUAUCAGAAAUUUUAACAAUAGAUACUGCCAGAAUAAAGCAAGGCGAGGUUAUGCACUGUUUUGAAAUUAGAACAGCUAAUGUCGAUUAUUUCGUCGGUCAGGAUCCACUACACGAUCUUCAAGAUGGAAACUCGGUAAAUCUACCUCCUCCAGAUAGUGGUAUUGGUGCCUAUCUGGCCAGGAGUUGGGAAACUUCUAUUAGACAAGCAAUAUUACCAGUGCAAGCAAAUAUUAAACAUGAAGAAACUUCAAUUAGUGAGGAACAUAUAACAGACAUGAGCCAAAUUUAUCAGAUAUAUCCUGAUGAAGUUCUUGGUUCCGGUCAAUUUGGAAUAGUUUAUGGAGGCAUACACAGAAAGUCAGCACGACCCGUAGCUAUUAAGGUGAUAGAUAAAUUACGAUUUCCCACAAAACAAGAAGCACAAUUAAAAAAUGAGGUUGCUAUACUUCAGAAUCUGUCUCAUCCAGGAGUAGUGAAUCUGGAACGUAUGUUUGAAACUCCAGAAAGAAUAUUUGUGGUAAUGGAAAAAUUGAAAGGUGAUAUGUUAGAAAUGAUAUUAUCCCAUGACAAAGGGCGACUGACUGAGCGUGUAACAAAAUUUUUGAUUACACAGAUUUUGAUAGCUUUAAAACAUUUGCACAGCAAAAAUAUUGUUCAUUGUGAUCUAAAACCAGAAAAUGUCUUGUUAAACUCUGAUGCCGAAUAUCCUCAGGUGAAACUUUGUGACUUUGGAUUCGCUAGAAUCAUUGGAGAAAAAUCUUUUCGUAGAUCUGUUGUAGGAACUCCUGCUUAUUUAGCUCCUGAAGUCCUUCGAAAUAAGGGCUAUAAUAGAUCAUUAGAUAUGUGGAGUGUAGGUGUAAUUGUGUAUGUGAGCCUGAGCGGUACAUUCCCAUUUAAUGAAGAUGAAGAUAUUAAUGAGCAAAUUCAAAAUGCUGCAUUCAUGUACCCACCAAAUCCUUGGAAAGAAAUAUCAUCAGCUGCUAUUGAUUUGAUCAACAACUUGCUCCAAGUUAAGCAAAGAAAGAGGUACUCGGUGGAUAAAUCUUUACAACAUAUAUGGUUACAGGAUUAUCAAACCUGGUGUGAUUUGAGAGUACUGGAAAACCAAGUGGGGGUGAGGUACUUAACACACGAGUCAGAUGAUGACAGAUGGGAGAGACACAGAUCUGACGUAUGACCUGAAAAGGGAUGGCUGCAUAACGUUAAAAAGUGCCUUCGGGGUAUCAAAACAUGAAAACCUAGAAGGAAAAAAUUUUCAAAUGUGGCUGGUGAAUAAUUUGAGCCAAUAUUCUUUAAUGAUUCCGAUUAUCACGAAAAGUUUAAACAGAUACGUUGAAUUUAAAGUAUUAUUUAGUUUCCUUGAUAUAAAAAUAAAGAAAGCACAUAUAUUGACUCGUAAUAAGUUAAAAUAGAGAUUACUAAAUCUUAAAGCAUAUAUAUGAACAUAUAAUGUAAGAAGUUUAACUAGUUGUCAUUCCUUAUUAUUAAAUUAUUUAUUUAUUUUAAUUCGGGUAAAGUGCUUUACUGAAAUAGAUUAUUAAGUUAUGUUAAAUGUGUAUAAAUAUAUUUUUUUACUUUUUUUAAUAUUUUUUUAAUUUGGCAUAACAUUUACAUCUACUGUACUGCUCUGUUAGCGAAAUAUUAAAGUUACCCAAAAAGUUUGUAAAUAAGCACUGAUUCUAAAACUCGGGAUUGGAUGAAAAAAAAUGUAUUUUUGAAUAAAAAAUUUCCUAUGGAUAAGGACUUGAAAAUGCUAAAUAAAAAAGGUACGGUGACAAUGGGUUGCCAAAAACCAAUUCAGAGAUUAUUAAAAACUCUCAUAAAAAGUCGAUAACUUUAGUAAUUUCCGAGGAAGAAUGUUUUAUGAAAAUAUUUUGUGGCCACGUGAAUUCAAAUCCCAAUUAUUAAAUUUCACAAUCUUAAUUUUGUUGUAUAUUCAAACUCUACUUCAUUUAUAAUAGGUAUAGUCUUUCCGAAGUCAGUUGAACAUGUACAAAAACGCCUGCAAUAAAAUUUAAUGAGUU